AUGCAGUUGGGGGACAAGAAGCUAGUCGUGCAGCUGGCUAUUCCUGGUCUGAAUAUCAUUAAUGCCGGUCCUGGACCUGCCACGGAAGUGCUCUGUUUGAUGAACAUGGUCACCGCUGAGGAACUGAAAGACAACGAUGAAUAUGAAGAUAUACUGGAAGAUAUACGUGAGGAAUGUACGAAGUAUGGUGCCGUGAAAUCCGUUGAAAUUCCAAGGCCCAUCGAAGGACUUGAUGUACCUGGUGUUGGAAAGGUUUUUGUCGAAUUUUCAAACGUGGCAGAAUGCCAACGAGCUCAGCAGGGGCUGACUGGAAGAAAGUUCGCCAAUCGUGUCGUCGUUACUUCGUACUUUGAUCCAGAUUUGUAUCAUCGUCGCCAGUUUUAG
Messenger RNA from Soboliphyme baturini, 384 nucleotides. The record is from the annotation of a GenBank genome assembly. NCBI's taxonomy places the organism in Eukaryota, Metazoa, Nematoda, Enoplea, Dioctophymatida, Soboliphymatidae.